AUGGAAACAGAUAUUUUAACAGAAAACAAAGAUUACUUAUACGAAGAUGACUUUUUAAAUGAAUUCGCAGGUGACUCAGUGUGGUCAUCUUUAUUAGUUACAAAUGAUGCUACACCAAGUGAAAUCUUAGCAGACGCUGCUCCAGUACUAGUGCCACCUAUAUCACCAAUCUUGAGUGUGAAAUCAUCUCCAAAUGAGAGCAGUAAUUCAGACUCUGGGAGUGAAGAUGACUCAAAAAAUUCUAGCAGCACAUACAUGUGUCAUUCAUCACAGUCUCCUAUUGAUUGGACAACUAUUAUGGAUGAUGAGCCAUCAAGUGACCUGAAGUUAGAAGAUGUGGAGUUAUUCUUACAAAAAUCACAUGACAUAGCUAAUGUUACUCCAAGUGGCAUCCCAACACCGGCUGCAUCUCCAGAUAGGACAGGUCCUGUUAUGGCUAUAGAAAAUGGAGUAAUAAAGGGUGUUAUGAAUGAAAUAGGACUACAUCUUGUUGAUUUACCUUCACAAAAGCAAGUAAAUGGAAACAUAGGUCCUCAAAAUUCAUAUUUCAAAGUAGUUAAUGAAAAUUUCUUAAUUAAUAACAUCAGAAAGAAAGAAGAUGAUCACAAAAUUGUUAAUAACAAUGUAAAAGUGGUUAUGGAGCAAAAGAAAAUUCCAAGUAUAUUAAAAAGAUCUUCAAACUUAUCAACAAAAGCAAAGACCCCCACAAUUAUGAUACCUGCACAGAGUACAAAAGGAGGAAAAAUUGCCAUAUCACCAUUACCACAAUUAAAUCAAAAUGGUGUUUCCCAAUGCAAUGGUUAUCAAUUAGCAAUAUCCCCACCAAAAACCACAGUACUAAGUCCUGAGCAUAUUGCUACACAUAAUGUUACACAUUCCUCUGCCAUUGUUCAAAAUAUUCUAUCACCGAAAGUGGAAGCUGAAACGUCUGAUGGCCUAACUAUGAUAGACGUGUCACAUCUUAGUGAAGCUGAAAUUAGGGCUAUAAAGAAACAACAAAGGAUGAUUAAAAAUCGUGAAUCAGCAUGUCAGUCAAGGCAAAAAAAAAAAGAGUAUGUAACUGCUUUAGAGCAACAAUUGCUAGAAGCACACCAAGAAAUUGCCAAACUACGGCUUGAGAACAGACUUUUACGUGAUCAACUUGAGAACAACGGGCGCACACGAAAGAUACCACGAAUAGACGCAUCCAUCCUUAUACCUAAGAAAAACAUAGCAGUAAUUUUUGCUAUGGUUUUCAUGGUGUCCAUGAAUUGGAAUGUUUUGGGAUGGAAUUCCAAACCAUUCGUUGGACCUUCAGGGCCACAUCAGAACACAAGGCAUUUGUUAUGGUCUGAAGACAACAGCGAAAGUAUAUUAUCACGUGAUUCAAAUGAAAACAGUACCUAUGGCACAGAUUGUCAUAAUGUAACCACAAAGCCCGAAUUUGCUAAUAUUAAUCACACUGAAAGCAUAAGGAUAGCAAGGGAGCUCAACCAUUGGAUUGGCGGCGGAAAAACUCUGAACUGGACUUAUGAUACACCAAGAAAAAAACGUCGAGUUUAUUUAAAUGAAGACAAAAUAGCUGGUGACUUCCUUGAGACGUACAAGUUAUUCAACAAAUUGAAUUUAGAUAACAAUGUCCUAGAUUUCAUAAGUGCAAAAGCUCAAGGGCGAAAUGUGAGGGAGAAAGCACGUCAUCGAAGGUUAAGACGGAGUAGAGAGAUAGAUUUUGAAGAUAAUGCUGUGAUAGAUUAUGAGACCCUUUACAGUAAACCGAGAAGGAAAAGUGUUAAGGAUUUCGGUAUAAAUGAUUUGAGUGAAUGGAAUGAUUUACUGCAAGCUCUGCACAGAAGGAAUGACACGUUCUACGUAGUGGGUGUUGGCAAAGGUGAACACUUGCUGUUACCUGCUGUAUCGCAUAAUGUCACCAGACCACCACGAAUGGCUUUAAUUUUGCCCGCAAGGACAAGCAAUGAUUCUCUCAUGGCAGAUCAUGUUACUCUGAUGCAAAUUGAUUGCUCUGUUGUGAACACAACACUAGUCAAACUGAAAUCUGAAACAUUGCCGGAAAGUUUGAGAAAACAGGUCGACAAUGACUCUAAAUCUUCAGAAUAUGAACCAACUAUGGAUCUCAGAGGUGGAAAUAAUAUCAAAAAGACCAGCAAACGCCCAACUGAUGAAAAUCUAGCUAAUGGACUUCAUAACACAAGCAGUAUUGCCAAUUCUGCUCCUCUUUUUAAGAAAAACAUGUCUCCAAUGGACAAAGAUAUACCAAAAGAUGAUUCCUUCACACAGUACUUAUUUUCUAAAGUAGAGGAUAAAAGAAAAAUAACAGAUCCAAAAUAA
Molecule: messenger RNA, 2325 nt
Organism: Chilo suppressalis (striped riceborer)
Lineage: Eukaryota; Metazoa; Arthropoda; Insecta; Lepidoptera; Crambidae
Source: the annotation of a GenBank genome assembly